Olea europaea var. sylvestris is the source of this 1425-nucleotide messenger RNA. RefSeq lists its product as uncharacterized. The coding region runs from base 384 to 1205 and encodes 273 amino acids. Gene Ontology annotation, molecular function: ubiquitin binding. Lineage: Eukaryota; Viridiplantae; Streptophyta; Magnoliopsida; Lamiales; Oleaceae. The transcript has 5 exons. The record is from RefSeq and is a predicted model, not a curated record.
UCCUACAAUUAAAGACGCCAUGAAUAUUCGACCGAGAAGAAAAGAGAAAACCGAUGAAUUGCUAUAAUAAUUUCUCUCCUGCUUAACCAAUAAAAUUCCAAUUACCCAAUAAAUGCUUAGUAUAAUUGCAUUUGUAUAUAGAUAUAUACGUAUACAUUGUAGUAAUCUGUAAUUGCAGUUGAAACCCUAGAAUUUCAACUCUGCAUCUCCGCUGUAUGUGAAUAAGUGAAAUUGGAUCGUAUCGGUGGAAUUGAUCUGAUUCAUUUUGUUUUGAUACUUUUUGGGUAGAAAUUAUUUGGUUAAAUUUCUGCAUGAAAAAAGUGGUGGGAGAGGAAUUGGAGACAGAUUAGUGAUAAAGAAUUUCAUAGGCUUGUUGGCGCAACAUGUCUGCCGUAGUGUGCGGAAAGAGAUCGAACAUCUUCGAGGAAUCGCCGUCAUCGCCUCCUGUGUCAAAGAGAAUCCGUUGUUCUUCAUCUUCCUCUCCAGGCAGAACACGCUCUCCACAGAGUUCUGCCGCUUCCAGUUUCUUCAUCUCCCAUUCCUCUUCACCGCUCGAUUAUCUCGUUGCUCUCUUUCCUGAUAUGGAAAAGCAGGAUCUAGAGAAAGUCCUUGAAGAUUCUGGUGAUGAUUUGGAUUCUGCUAUAAAAAGACUGAACGAGCUUCGCUUAAGUGCUGCUGCAAUCAAACCUGAUGUUACCCAGGGAAUUGAUGCCCAAUUUUUAGCUCAAGGUACAGUGGCAAAUAAUGGUGAAAGUUCUGGAGAGGAAUCAUCAGCUGGAUGCAACCUCCCCUUGGAUGGCGCAGAGUGGGUGGACCUCUUGGUUAGAGAAGUAAUAAAUGCUUCAAAUAUAGAGGAUGCUAAGGUGCGUGUGUCGCAAGCACUCGAGGUACUGGAGAAGUCCAUUUUUGCACAUGCAACUGCAUCUUCCCAAAAUGUGCAGAAGGAGAACAUGGUGCUAAAGCAACAGCUGGAAGCACUUAUACAGGAAAACACCAUUUUAAAGCGAGCAGUUUCCAUCCAGCAUGAGCGCCAGAAAGAGUUUGAGGAAAGAGGCCAGGAGUUGCAUCAGUUGAAGCAGCUGGUUUCUCAAUACCAGGAGCAGCUGAGAACUCUUGAGGUGAAUAAUUAUGCACUGGCAAUGCACCUCAAGCAGGCUCAGCAGAGCAACUCAGUACCUGGGCGUUUUCACCCUGAUGUGUUUUAGUUAAUCUUUGCAUAAGUAUUAUAUAUCCGAUGUCUGUGUGUUUAAUACAAGAAAAUCCUAAAUGGUUUUUACUGGAUCGCCUAGCUUUAGUUGGAAUAUCUAGUGUGGAUGAUAAUAUGCUGUUUGUGCGUGCUGAUGGGUAGUCAAAGACUUGUUUGAACUAUCAUUUAGUUCUAUUUGCUUUAUUAAUAAAGGAUUUUAUGCUUAUAGAAGACGCUAA